CAUUGAGACGUGCACCGGGCAAAGUUCAAGAAUCAGUUUAUAUGUAUAUAUUUUCAGAAGUUUCGUCAACAUAUCUCUGGGAAGGUGUGUUGAUCGAUAUAGGAAAAAAUGGAAGGUCGUAUAGUUUAUUGAUAGGUUAUUAUCGGGGACCAAGGCAAACUCUUCAGUCGACAAAAGAGAGAUGCUUGCAUGUGGUUCAAAGAAGUUUAGAGAUAUGUUGACGUAACUUCAAUCCUCAUUUGAUCACAGGGCCUAUUUUAAGGAUAUCUUAGUGGGGGAUGAAAUGACAAAAAGGAGCUUCUAGUCAUGAUUGAGGGGAACAUGGUGAAAAGGUCAGAGGGGGUGAGAAGCAGACAUUUUUAGCGGACGAAAUCGUCGUGGGGCAAUCCACUCCCAUGGAUCGGAGUUUUGAGAACAACGAUGAAGGGCCACCCGAAGCUUACCUUGAUGUUUCCAAGUGGAAAUUGUUGAGGGAUUUCAGAAGCGACAGAAUGCACGCCUUGAAAGGCUGUGGAAACACCAAAGUGAACAGAACAUGACAUGUCAAAAUAGAAACGCCUGCUUACGAGAACAACACGCAAGGCAAUUGGAUGAUUUACGGCGAUACUACGAAGACGAGAUAUUCGGCUUGAAAAAGCAGCUGACUGACAUGAAAAACAUUAUCUCUCAACACAAGCAACAAGAAAACGCAGUUCAAAAUGAAUUCGAAAACGUUUCGCAAGCAAACCUUGGGCUCAGCAGCAAAUGCGACGCCCUCGAAAGCGCCAAACAACUCAUGCAAAACCAGUUGACCCAAAUUACAGUUCGAAAAUAAGAGUUGGAAAGUCAGUGUCAGCAGCUUCUCGCUACGAAUCAAAUUAUUGAUGGGAGAUCGAAAGAGUUGAAGUGGGUGAAAGAGGGGAUGGCCGUUAAGAUGAAGGAGGCUGAUGGUCAGCGGGAGAAACUGCAGACCAAAUGUGAUCUUGACUGAAAAGAGAAAGAAAUGUUCGCGAGUUGGAAUUUGUAAUUGAAACAUUGAAAAGAGAAUUAGAAGAUAAGAAAGUGAAAUUUGAGGUGGAGAGAAGUAUGUUUAGUGCAACGCAAAAGAGAGUCGAUCGUUUGGUUGUACAAAAUCGAGAUAAAGAUUUGACCAUUGAAGACCUGGAGAAAAAAGUUGUAUCGCUUGAACAAACAGUCAAGGAUGUGUCCGCUAGUUCUGCCAAGGCUGGACUAAAUGAAAUCAGAGAGAGUAUUCAAAGAGAUAAAGAUAUGUUAAAAAGGGUUCUUAACGAAUACGAUUCUCUCACCGAGAAACAUGAAAAGACGAAGGGACACGUGUAUCUUUUAGAAGAAAAGUUAGCUGAAAGUCAAGGGGAAUUAUCCGAGGCUAAUAUAACUAAGGGAAAUUUGGAAACUUCACUACGAGAAGUCCUGGGCAACCAGAGCAGUUGCCGCAGGAUCGUCGAAAGAUCAAGCAGAAGAACCUGGGAGCAGCCAACCAAUUUUAGCCUUAUCACUGAUAAAAUUAGAGUUGAAAAUAAUAUUAAAGAAGACAGAGAAAGGUUGAAAUAUGAUCACUAUAAGGAGAGCACGCGACGAUUUAGCAAUCGAGCGGAAAGAGAUGAAAUGGUUGACUUGUCAUCGGUAAAGCCAUCAGAUGUUGUCGAGGGUCGUAGGUUCACAAAAUAUCCCAAUGGCUCUAAGAAAAUGCACGAUCGGGAAUACGAGGAAGAAGAUAGUUUGGUCUGUGCUUAUUGCAAUCAACUUUAUAAGAAAGAACAGGAUGUAAAUCAUGACAACGGUGAAUCGAGAAAGCCGGCGAGCCGAAUUCAUAGUUAUGCUCAAAAACACGAUUGAGAGCUAAUAACGAGUCAGGCAAAGGAUCAUUGAACUCGAAAAAAUUUCUUGGAAAGCAAAUUGGACAAAGUUCUCAAAGAACUAGGGAAGAUUCGUCUACAAUUGAGGAGUAGCGAAACUGAUUAGUCCCAGGAACUGUCGUGUUGCGAUGCAUGAAUACCAAACAUGUACAAGUCGGUGAAAAUGUCUGGCGCCGGGAAUAUAUAGAGAAAACUAACCUCAA
This is a messenger RNA of Dendronephthya gigantea, 2059 nucleotides long. RefSeq lists its product as uncharacterized. The coding region runs from base 1066 to 1836 and encodes 256 amino acids. The transcript has 14 exons. The record is from RefSeq and is a predicted model, not a curated record. Lineage: Eukaryota; Metazoa; Cnidaria; Anthozoa; Malacalcyonacea; Nephtheidae.